AUGAACGAACUUUAUUUGGGUACAAAUCAGUCCCGCGAGAAUUUCAGCAAAUGGUGCAAGAAAAGAGGUAUCUUUCUGCAUCCAGACGUCGUUUUUCUCUUUCCAACCAAAACGAUGGGCAUGGGUGUCUUCGCGAAGCGUAAUUUACCGAGCGGAACGGUGGUCGUGAGCUGCCCGAUGAGCUCCUCGAUCUCUCCGUAUUCCGAUCUUUCCCUGGAGGCGCCUAGCAUCCAGGCGUUGCGUGCUUCUGCGGAGAUUCAAAAGGAUCCCGUGCUGUGCGUCGUGCUACGCCUCAUUUCCGAGCUGAGCAGACCGAAAUCCCCGUGGCGGCCUUGGCUGGAGGUCUGCCCACGGAUGACGGAGCAUUUGUUCAGCCUCAACGAGGCUCAAAAGGCGCUGUUGAUGCCCUCGACAAGAUCGCCAUCGAUGAACGUCAGCCCCCCGGGUGAGAAGAACGAGGAUGCGACCUCUUGCCGUUCUUCCUUGCCAUGCGGGCCCCUACCUCCGUGGUCGGGGGUAUCUCAGCAGCUUUUGGAGAUGGAGAUCGACUCCCGUUGGGAAAAGGCGCGUCGUUUCAUGCGCGAUCAUCCCGAUUUCUGGCCUCCCGCCGUUCAGGAGGACUUUGGGUUGUUUUGCGAGUGCGUGGCGCAGGUCGUUUCGCGUAACUUUCACCGUGAGGAGACCGUCGCGCGGGAGGGCCCUUACCUUUUGCCUGGUCUGGAUAUCAUUAAUCACUCGUUUGAGCCGAACUGCGUGUUUAAUAUACGCGGUGGGGGUAGGAAACACGCGAUGGAGUUUGCGGUCCUCACCUCGCGCGCUUUGCAGGCGCGUGAGCAGAUUUUCUGCUCCUACGGCCGCAUUGGUGCGCCGAGGUUCGUCGUGGAGUUUCAAUUCAUCACGGAGGCUGUGAAGCGUGAGGAUAUGGUGCGGUUCUCCGCGGAGACCCUUGUCGGGAUUUCGACAGAGCUCCACUGCCGACCACGCCGGAUCGUGGACGCGGGAGCCUCGGUAAGGGAGCAGGACUGCCGAAAGGAUAUGCGCUAUCGUGUGGAUCGCCUGCAGCGCACUGGUAUCCUUUACGAUGAGGGGUUGUAUCUCCUGCAGCCCGAUUUCCACCCCCCUCGCGCCGCGAUAGCCUCCACGGAGGUAUCGGGCGGCGGUUCCGCCUCGCAGGAGGUCGAGGGCGUCGGGGAGCGGCGCGCGAAGCAUCAGGAGGAGGUCCGGGAGCACUUGCGCAUCCUCCUCUUCGUCGUCUAUUGCCUGCGCUCCGAUCGAGAGGUCUUCGAGAGCACCUACCGCGGCGUGCCUCGCGACUGGGAGCCGCCGAUAACGGAGCAGCUCAAGACGUGGGUGAGGGAGAUGCUUGGGGAGAAGCGGAAGGUGGUAGCUUUUCAGAGCGAGCACCUCAACGAUGUCUUCGGGGAGGACGCUGCUGUAGAUGCCUCUCCUCCUUCUUCUUCUCCCUCUCCCUCUCCCUCUCCCUCACCCACCCCCACCGCCCCGAUAGGCCGACGACACCUCCUCCGUGAGGUUUUGCAAUCCGAACUUAGCAUCUUGGAAAAGUAUGAGUUAAUUAUCCAAAAUUUGCCCUGCAGUCAGCACAAUCAUUAA
Phytomonas sp. EM1 is the source of this 1611-nucleotide messenger RNA. NCBI's taxonomy places the organism in Eukaryota, Euglenozoa, Kinetoplastea, Trypanosomatida, Trypanosomatidae. The record is from the annotation of a GenBank genome assembly.